Rhinocladiella mackenziei CBS 650.93 is the source of this 1752-nucleotide messenger RNA. RefSeq lists its product as uncharacterized. Lineage: Eukaryota; Fungi; Ascomycota; Eurotiomycetes; Chaetothyriales; Herpotrichiellaceae. The record is from RefSeq and is a predicted model, not a curated record. Gene Ontology annotation, molecular function: transmembrane transporter activity. Gene Ontology annotation, biological process: transmembrane transport. The transcript is spliced from 2 exons. Bases 1 to 1752 code for a protein of 583 amino acids.
AUGGCUGAUAUCAAAAUCGGCAAGCAGGAUGAAAUCGGCCUUGAGCAUCUUGACCGGGUCGAUUCCAAGGACUCUCAGCACCGCAACAUCGUCAGCGAAGAUGCAAAGCAUCUAAAUGGCUACUGGGGCUCGCCUCGCCUUGUGGGCUCCCUCGCAGCUGCAAUCCUGCUAGCAAACAGUUGUUAUAUCGGCUAUGGAAUGCCUGCUGGCAUUCUCAAUGUCAUUAACGCUGAUAUCGGACCUUCAUCAAACAUCUACCUCAUCACACUGGUCUACUCCUUGUUUAUGGGAGUGCUACACCUAUUCUUCGCCCGUCUUUCAGAUGUUGUUGGUAGACGAUAUUUCCUGAUCGGAGGACAGUUAUUUGGGGUUAUCGGCUCUAUUAUCUGUGCUAAAGGCAACAGCGUUGACGUCCUUAUCGUCGGAAGCGCUCUCGCUGGAACUGGUGGUGCAGCAGGACUACUCUACCCUGUUGUCAUCCACGAAUUGAUACCCAACAAGCAUCGCCACUGGGGUCAGGCUGGCGUAACGCUCAGUGUUCUGCCAACUUUAGGCUUCGGUGCAGCAAUUGCACGCACCAUGGUUGCCCACACAAGUGUGGGAUGGAGAGGCGUAUACUGGUUGAACGUUGCAGUCUCUGGAUUGUCCGCGGUCCUCUUUCUCACCUGCUAUUUCCCCCCGAACUUUCAUAUGAUCAACAGUAGAAUGACUAAAUGGCAAGAGGUGAAGGCCCUCGACUACGGUGGGCUCUUGCUCUACUUUGCCGGUCUUAUCCUGGUUAUUCUAGGAUUCACCUGGGCUCAAGGCACAUACGCAUGGCAAAGUGCACAGGUCCUCGCCUCCUUGUUAGUGGGUGGCAUCACCUUGGUCGGAUUCGCCUUGUAUGAGGUUUAUAUGCCACUCAAACAGCCUCUCUUACCUGUCAGACUCUUCAAAAUUCGAAACAUCACGGCUUCUAUCUUCAUUGGGUCCACGAUGCAAAUGAUCUGGACUGUUUCUCUCGUUUUUUGGCCGAUCCAGAUCAAUGCUCUUUUUACCACGGACGAAGUAACUAUCGGACUGUUAUCCUGUGCUCCAGGAAUCGCCCUGGCCAUGGGCGAACUUAUCUUCGCCCCUCUCUUCAGAACUCUCGGACAUCUGAAAUGGCAACUUGUUACCGCCUCUUCAAUGACUGCCAUCUUCGGGGCUGCUAUGGCUGCUGUUGACGAGGAGAGAAGAGAUAUGGGUAUUGCUUUUACAAGCCUGGCCGGUCUUGCUGUCGGAUGGGUUGAGCUGGUCACCAUCGUCAUUACAGGACUUGUAGCUCCCCCACAUGAUAUCGGUGUUGCUCAAGGCUUUCUCGGUGCAACUAGAGCAGUUUUUGGCACGGUCGCUGUGAGCAUCUAUAUAGCAAUCUACGGCAAUAGGUUGACUGCAUACCUCCCUCAAGAAAUCAUUCCCGCCGUCGAGAAUGCUGGCCUUCCUAAGAGCAGCCUCCCAGACCUGCUCGCUGCCAUGGAAAAUGGCACUGCUGCGGCUUUGGAGGCUGUAUCCGGCAUGAACGACGAAAUACUGGGCGCCAUGGCACUCGCCACUAAGCACGCCUAUGCUCAUGCUUUCCAGAUUGUCUACUUGGCAACAUUAGCCUUCACAGGAAUUGGCUUGAUUGCCUCAUUCUUCAUCACGGACAUCAAAGAGUUUCUCACUGACUAUGUCAACAAGACCAUUCACAGGCCCAACAUUGGAAGUAAGACCGCGACAGCGGAUGUUUAG